Centruroides sculpturatus (bark scorpion) is the source of this 606-nucleotide messenger RNA. RefSeq names its product E3 ubiquitin-protein ligase RNF138-like. Bases 1 to 606 code for a protein of 201 amino acids. The record is from RefSeq and is a predicted model, not a curated record. Gene Ontology annotation, molecular function: ubiquitin protein ligase activity. Lineage: Eukaryota; Metazoa; Arthropoda; Arachnida; Scorpiones; Buthidae. The transcript has 2 exons. Gene Ontology annotation, biological process: protein polyubiquitination; ubiquitin-dependent protein catabolic process.
AUGGCCGACCGAGAACUUAUAGACCUUUCCGAAGUGACGUGUCCCAUCUGUCUGGACGUUUACGUCCAUCCGGUAUCCACCAGUUGCGCACACGCGUUCUGCAAAUCUUGCAUGAAUAGAGCCGCGGAACAGAGGAAUCGUCGGUGUCCACUUUGUAGAUCUCCGAUAUUCCGCAUUAAACGGCGAGGAGAUAAAAUAGAGAAAAUCGAGAGUAUCGCGUCGACCCAUUACGCCGUCUGUGACUACUGCGGAAAAGUGAUCCUUUUAUCGCGAUUACGUCAUCACGCGGACAAAUGCCAAAGGACUAUCAAUAACGGAAAAAAGAAAAGAUCAACUCUUAAGAAAAUCGUUAAAUGCGGGCGAUGCGAGAAGAACGUUUCCGGAUACUUACCUGGAAUUAUCCUCACUUCACAUUUUCACAUGAGGUCAACUGUUCGCACAAGAAGCAGUCCUAAGUUUAUUAUACCUCCGAUUGAAACAAUAUUUUCCAAGAUGGAAUUAGAGAAAUUACAAGAGAGUUUAAAUACUACGGAGGAACCUAAGAAGAAUAAGGAGAAUCCUAAGAAGCAAACAGAUGAUGAUAUUAAAGUAGCAGAAAAAUCAUGA